Molecule: messenger RNA, 552 nt
Organism: Guillardia theta CCMP2712
Lineage: Eukaryota; Cryptophyceae; Pyrenomonadales; Geminigeraceae
Product: DNA-directed RNA polymerase II subunit RPB7
Exons: 6
Coding region: 1-552 (183 amino acids)
Biological process (GO): DNA-templated transcription; positive regulation of nuclear-transcribed mRNA poly(A) tail shortening; positive regulation of translational initiation
Cellular component (GO): P-body; RNA polymerase II, core complex
Molecular function (GO): single-stranded RNA binding; single-stranded DNA binding; translation initiation factor binding
Source: RefSeq, a predicted model, not a curated record
AUGUUCUUUCACGUGAAGAGGCUGUCGAAGAACCUCCAGAUAGAGCCAAAGUAUUAUGGGCCCAGCCUUGCGGUCGUGAUCAAGCAGAGGCUACAGGAUGAGGUUGAGAACUCUUGCAGCGAGCGAUAUGGCAUCGUCUUGAAGGUCUUCAACAUUGACGUAGACAACCUGGAAGGCAAGAUCAUGCCCACGGGUAUGCAUCCGGGAGGAACGGCUGUCUUCACGGUCCCUUAUGACGCGAUUGUCUUCAAGCCCUUCAAAGGAGAGGUGCUCAAUGGAGUGGUGAAGAGCUCGGCCGCCCAGGGUCUGUUUGUGCAGUGCGGCCCUUUGCAGGUCUUCAUCGCAAAAGCAAACCUGGCGGAUGAUAACAAUGGGUUGGAAUGGCGCGGCGACAACACUCCUCCGUGUUGGAUGUCACGAGAUGAGCGAAUAGUGAUCGGAGACAAGACCCACCUCCGGUUGCGCAUACUGGGAACGAGAAUUCAAAACGACAUCUCCCAAUGUAGUGCAGUAGGGACAAUCCUGGACGACUACCUGGGCCCGAUCGACUAA